This is a messenger RNA of Branchiostoma belcheri (Belcher's lancelet), 1711 nucleotides long. RefSeq names its product leucine-rich repeat-containing protein 58-like. NCBI's taxonomy places the organism in Eukaryota, Metazoa, Chordata, Leptocardii, Amphioxiformes, Branchiostomatidae. The record is from RefSeq and is a predicted model, not a curated record. Gene Ontology annotation, molecular function: protein binding. The transcript has 4 exons. The coding region runs from base 382 to 1428 and encodes 348 amino acids.
UGUCCCUCUUUUUAAAUAGCAUUCCUAGCGGUUGCGUAAAAGGGGCAACUUCAGUCUUGUAAGUAGGUCAGCAGCAUGAAACUUCUCAGUUACCGGGACUCCUAGCAAAGAUCCUGUCACUCCACGCCAUUUUCCUGUCACCGUUCCUCACGUGCAGCACCACCCCUCGAGGUUAUGACGUUCUUCCGCCGUGUUGUCAAGAAAAUAUACGAGGAUCCGGAUGUUCCAAAGGCUUUGUGCUCGAUCGGGCUCAGAGAUUGUUAGAUCAGUAACGCUACAUUACCGGCCAGAUCGCCGUUAAAAACCGUCUGAAAAGAUAGAUCAGACUCCUUCACAACAAGGAUAUCAUCUGGAGGUAUCUCGGUGCCAAGAAGAGGAACCAUGGAUGACGACGACGGCGAGAACGUCGUGGAUUUUUCUCGGUCCGACCUGGAACUAUUCCCCGAGCAACUGACAGAGACAGCCGGUGCCUUGGACUGUAAGACCCUCCUGCUAACGCACAACCGUAUAGCGAUCCUACCGCGGACCAUUUCUCAGUUCCAGCGUCUCGAAGCCCUCGAUUUUAGCUCGAACCACUUGAGUUACAUCUCCGAAGAGAUCAUACGGCUCCCCAGACUUCGUACUCUGAUCGUGAAAAACAAUCGGUUAGACGAGUCCGCCCUCCCCAAAGAUUUCGGACUUGCCCCGUCGCUGGAAGUACUGAACCUCAGCGGGAACCUUUUCACAGAUUUUCCCUUUCAACUCACGCAGAUGGACAAACUGAAAGCUCUGUACAUCGGAGGCAACAGAAUCAGGACUCUACCGCCGGAAAUAGAGAACAUGCAAGGCCUGGAACUCCUGUACCUGGGAGGUAACUACCUAACCAGUGUACCAGUAGAAGUGAGCACCCUGUCCAACCUGUCCUGUCUGGUUCUGUGUGAUAACAGACUACAACACCUGCCCAAGGAACUCACCAGGAUGAGGAGUCUACGUUCCCUCAGUCUACACAACAACAUGCUCACUACCUUACCCACAGAAAUGGUCAAACUCAGAAAUCUUCAAGAGCUGAGUUUGCGUGGGAACCCUCUGGUAGUCCGGUUUGUCCGAGACCUGACCUACGACCCUCCAUCCAUGUUGGAGCUGGCGGCGAGAGUGGUGAAGAACCAGGGCGUGGCAUACUCUCCUGACAACUUACCCUCCACUCUCGUACAGUACCUGGAUGGGGCAUGUAGAUGUGUCAACCCAAAGUGCAAAGGUGUGUACUUCGAGUCUCGUGUCAAAAACGUCAAGUUCGUGGACUUCUGUGGGAAGUACCGCCUCCCUCUACUGCAGUACCUCUGCUCGCCAAAAUGUAGCGUCACGGGCCACGAGCUCGCCCUCAGCGACUCGGAAUCCGAGGAGGAACCCAACGUGCCUGCCAACAAGAUGAAGAAGGUGCUUCUGGGAUAGCCCCCAGGUGCUUCUGGGAUAGCCCCGUCCCUGGUUUAAGUCUUGUGGAAAAUUCAGUGUUCUCAUUUCUGUAAAUCUACAUUCAAAAAUCAUUCAUAAUUCUUUUGGACAAGGAGGUUAUAUCUAUGGAGAUUUCUCGACUUAAAUCUCAUUGUUUUCAGCUUCUGAAAAAGUAGACAUUUUGCUGUUAAGCCUAGGGAAAAAAUUUUGUGUUUCCUGUUUCCCGACCAAGCCUAGAAAAACUGCCGACCCUAGAAAAACUGCCGACCAUAGACUUUUUUUG